Molecule: messenger RNA, 2888 nt
Organism: Mytilinidion resinicola
Lineage: Eukaryota; Fungi; Ascomycota; Dothideomycetes; Mytilinidiales; Mytilinidiaceae
Product: P-loop containing nucleoside triphosphate hydrolase protein
Exons: 5
Coding region: 235-2616 (793 amino acids)
Molecular function (GO): ATP binding; ATP hydrolysis activity
Source: RefSeq, a predicted model, not a curated record
AAGAAAAAGAAGGCGAAGAAAGGCAAAUGCAAGAAGCAUUCCAAGAGCAGCAAGAAGGCGGAGCGCAAGGAGAGUAUAGACACCAGCAGCUCCUCUAACAGCGAUUCGUCGGACGACGAUUCGGAUAGUGAUAGCAGCAGCGAAGACAGCGAGGAGGAGGAGCGGCGGAAAAGGCGCAAGGCCAAGAAGAAGAGGAAGGCGAAGCUCGCGGCGAAGAAGAAGCGGAGCAAGGCCAUGCGCUAUGCGGACUCCUCCGACUCGUCUGAUUCUGAUUCAGACUCUGAGUCAUCCGACGAGGAGGAGGAGGAGGAGCCGCGCCGCCGCCAUCGCCGGCCGAAGAAGUCGCGGAGAGCUGCUGAGCCCGAGUCGGAGACGGAAGAUGGUCUUGAUGAUGCUGUGGAAGAGGAUGAGGGGACGAGGCUACGUAACGAGAUUGCGACCUUGCAACUGCAACUCCAGCAGCAACAGCUGAAUGCUGCGAUAGGAGGAGGAUCUAGGAGGAAGAGGGCCGCGUUCAAGCGUGUGGACCAGUUGUGGGACAGCACCAUACAUAACUACAAGUUGACGGAGAGUGCCGAGGAUCAAGUGGACGAGUUUAAUGAAUACGUCUUCACGGUUCGUAGGAAGUUUGACUGGGAAAACAAGUAUCGCAACACCGUUGUUGACAUCAAGUCGAAGCCUCUACGGGAUGCGCUCGGUGAAGUCAUGAAGGACGUGAAGGGUGUCUCAUUAGUAGAAGAGCAACCUAGUGUUGAUCCCAACAUGCUGUUCCUCUACCUCGAAGAAAUCAAAGCACACUACAAGAAGACCCUCAAGGCUCAGCUAAAGAAAGAGAAGAAGCGGAAAUUAAAGAAGAAGCUGUCUUUGCAGAUUGCCCACUGCAAGCUGCUUGUCACAUAUAUCAACGAGGACUACGAAGAGACAAAGAAGACGCUCUACCCGAUGCUGAAGGCUGGCAACAUUACAUUCGAGCUCCUUUGGGCUUUGUUCAAACCCAAUUCCCUCGCCUACACGGCCACCUACGGAUCCGUGGACGACCCUCGUUGCUUCAAGGUCGACUAUGCAAACAAAGAGAGCUCCUUCAUCCGCGGAGAAUGGUAUUGUAUUGAAGGGCGCUACCUGGAGUAUGACGGCAAGCAUUUCGGCCUUGGCGACUUUGAAGUCCACGUUGAAUCCUUCAAGGGCCCGCGGAAGAUCACAAGCUUAACCACAUAUCCCCUGAAGUACCACAAGGAUCCAGAGGGCCUCAAGAAGCAGCUUGUGGAGCGAGGCAAACGCUUUGUCGCGAUGCAGGGCAUGAACUACCGCUUCCAUAAAGGACUUGCUUUCCAGAAGAAGAAGAAGGCCGUCGCGAAGGUCAAUAUCAAUGGAAGAGUCAUGGUAGACCCUGCGAUCUUCCGGAGAAUCAAUCCCAACUAUCCAAUCUCAUUGAUCAAGCCCAAGGACACCGAGGACCCUUUCAAUGACAGCGAAUCGGAUGAUUGCUCCGACUGCUGUGACUCCUCGGACGAAGAUGGUCCUGCGGAGGGCGGAGAAGGCCCGUUGAACUACAAUGAAAGCAAGGAAGAGCGCGAGCGAACUAGGACGAAGGUCGUGUUUGACAAGGACGACAAAGUUCAUGUCAUCACGGUCCCGGUUGACGAGGACGGAAAGGAAAUUCAGGUUGAGAAGCUUGACUCGAUAGAGACCAAGGAAGGCGUCAAGACCCACCAAUUCAGCGAAGAGGAACUCCUCAUUGCCUCACCCGUUGUACUCGGCUUUGCGUUCUCCGAGAAGCUAUGGCUCGAGUUCUCGCUCAGCGGUAUCCGCGACAUUGAGUGGAACGAGGGCGCGUUCUCCUCCCUCGUCCUUCCAGCCGCCCACAAGUCUAUCGUCAAAGGCAUGGUCUCCAGCCACAAAUUCCACGCCGCGGAGACCAUCGACGACGUUGUUCAAGGCAAAGGGCGCGGUCUCGUCUUCGUCCUGCACGGCCCUCCCGGCGUCGGCAAGACCCUCACCGCUGAAGGCAUCGCCGAGUACCUCAAGUGCCCCUUAUACGCCGUGAGCGCCGGCGAGCUCGGCACCGACAGCCGCGUGCUGGAGCACGAGCUCCAAAAGAUCAUGGACAUUGCGCACUCGUGGGGCGCGGUGCUGCUCCUCGACGAAGCCGACGUCUUCCUCGAGAAGCGCGAGGUGCACGACAUCCACCGCAACGCCCUCGUCUCCAUCUUCCUGCGCCUGCUCGAGUACUUCCAGGGCAUCCUCUUCCUGACCACCAACCGCGUCGAGACGUUCGACGACGCGUUCCAGAGCCGCAUCCACAUGCCGCUGCGGUAUGGUGAGCUGACGCCGAAGGCGAAGAAGGAGAUCUGGAAGACGUUUGUGGAGAAGGUGCGGGUGGUGGAGGGGCUGCAGGUCACGCCGUUUGGGGAGAAGGACUUUGAUGCGCUGGCGAGGAAUAAUCUGAAUGGGCGGCAGAUCAAAAACGCAGUCCGCACCGCCCAAUCCCUCGCCAUCUCCGAACAGGAAUCCUUCUCCCUCGAGCAUAUCAAGCGCGUGCUCGAGGUUGCCGAGGACUUUGAUCAUGAUCUGAAGGGCGGCACGGGGUAUCUGGAUGCGAUGAGGAGCUAUACUUAGCCGCACUCUGCGGUAGUUAUACUCUGGUGUUGACAGCAUGCUUUCUUUGGCAUUGCGUUGGGCGCUAUGGUGACGAGCAACGAGCGACGACUUCUACGAAUCAUUCUCGCAUUGGGCUCAUUUGUAGUUUGUAGUCUCAUCACGGCAUUGGAUCGGAUUGGAUUGGCAUGGCGACGAUGGGUCUAAUUCUGGGCGCGAACGAACUAAGAGAUAUGGGUUACGACUAAAUUGGGCUAUGCUACAAAUACGGGGGGGGGUUUUUUUGGAUAGGU